AUGGCUGCCGCGCUAUCGAAAGACAAAAGCAAUGAGAACGAGCACCGCGAGAACGUAAUUGAGGUCAAUCGCAACCAGCUAGAUGAAGAGAUCUUAUAUGAAAGCAAAGGUCUUGCCGGCCUGAUCCGAUCUCCGUAUGUUUGUGGAGCAUGCGUUCUGGCGGCCAGUGGCGGGUUUUCAUUCGGCUAUGACCAGGGUGUCAUCUCUCUCAUCCUGGUCAUGCAGCAGUUUCGCGACUACUACCCCGAAGUCGCACCGGAGCAUCCCCGCUACGGCUUCAACACCGGCUUCAUGACCGCGAUGCUCGAACUAGGGGCCUUCCUGGGCUGCCUGUUCAUGCCAAUGGUUGCAGACCGAUUCUCGCGGAAGAGAGCGUUGGCAGUAGCCACAGUCAUCUUCUGCGUUGGCGCCGUCAUCCAGACCGCAGCCUCGAAUUACGGCGCUCUCGUUGCCGGACGAACGAUCGGAGGCAUUGGGGUCGGAAGCCUUGCAAUGACCUCUCCCCUCUGGAUCUCAGAGGUCGCCCCUCCGAACCUCCGAGGCUCGCUGCUGGUCAUGGAGUCGAUAUCCAUUGUGGUUGGCGCGACGGUCGCUUACUGGAUGACGUACGGGACUCGUCUGAUGGACGGCCACAUGGCGUUUCGCCUCCCCCUGGCUCUGCAGGUGAUUCCUGCGCUCGUGGUGGGUGUCGGGAUCCAGUUCUUCCCGUACUCGCCGCGAUGGCUUGCGAUGCGCCACCGCGACGGCGACUGUCUGCGGGCUCUAAUGAAGCUGCGCCGCCUGCCGGAGACCGACGAGCGCGUCCGGCGGGAAUGGAAGGGGAUUCUGGCCGAGGUUCGGUUCCAGGAGGUUAUGCAGCGACGCGAGCACGGGGUGGACAACAGUGCGUGGGGGUUGGAGCUGAAGGAAUGGAGGGCCAUGUUCGCGCCUAAAUACGUCCGCCAGACCAUCGUCGCGUUGGGUAUCAGCUUCUUCCAGCAGUUCUCUGGGAUCAAUGCGUUCGUUUACUACGCGCCGACCUUCGUCCAGGCAAUGGGCCAGAGCUACGAGACUUCCCUUAUCCUAAGCGGCAUGGUCAACGUCUUCCAGUUCGUCGGCAAUCUCCCGACCUUCUUCUUCCUCGAUCAGAUGGGCCGCCGUCCCAUCGCCAUCUUCGGCGGCCUCGCAAUGUCCAUCCCCCACUUCAUCAUGGCCGGCGUCGUGGGAAAGUACGCCGGCAAUUGGUCCGCGCAUCCAGCCAUGGGCUGGUUCGGCGUUGCCUUGAUUUAUAUCUAUGUCGUCGCAUACGCAGCCACCUACGGCCCCCUAGCAUGGGCCUUACCCUCGGAGAUCUUCCCCAGCCACAAGCGCGCCAAGGGCGUCGGCGCAGCAUCAGCCAUGAUCUGGCUGGCGAAUUUCAUUGUUGGCGUGACGGUGCCGGAAAUGCUUAUAGCGUUGGGGUGGGGGACGUAUUUGUUCUUUGGGUGCUUUUGCUUGGGCGCGGCGGUGUUUUCGUACUUCCUUGUCCCCGAGACGGCGGGGAGGAGCCUGGAGCAGGUUUCGUUGUUGUUUGGGGAGAGGGGUGGUGGUGAGGAGGGGGAGGUAAGGAGGAGGAUUGCUGGGGAGAUAUGGGGGGGAGACGUCAUGGGGAAAGCUUAG
This is a messenger RNA of Aspergillus mulundensis, 1638 nucleotides long. RefSeq lists its product as uncharacterized. The coding region runs from base 1 to 1638 and encodes 545 amino acids. The transcript has 4 exons. Gene Ontology annotation, molecular function: carbohydrate:proton symporter activity. Gene Ontology annotation, cellular component: membrane. Gene Ontology annotation, biological process: carbohydrate transport; transmembrane transport. The record is from RefSeq and is a predicted model, not a curated record. Lineage: Eukaryota; Fungi; Ascomycota; Eurotiomycetes; Eurotiales; Aspergillaceae.